AUGGAUGAAAAUAUCCUACCACCGCUGACUCCGUUCGAGCAGUAUGUGGAAACUGAGGGCAAACUCGCCGCGUCGAUUCGUUGGCUCAUCUUACGAGUGUACGAACAAGAAAAGGACAUACCAGACAAACUUCGAAAUGGUGCAUUCCGUGACGAGCGUGGCCACUUGCAACUCGACAUCGCCAUACUUACUGGCUUAACUAAUGGGUCACUGUACUGUCAAGCAGCGGCGAAGAUAUUCAAGGAACCGCAACUUCAAUCACAUGGAGCCGUCCUAGCCGCACUAACUGAUUAUGGAGUCGACGUCCUGCAAUGUGUUGACGGUGGAACGUCUCCGGUUACUGAAGCUGAGCUUUUUGCGUCUGAUCCCUUCAAUACGCCUGCUCAUCUGGCUAUGAUGGACGCAUUAAUGCUGGCGCAUCUUCGUAAUGUGAUUACUGUUGAUCGUGUCAUCGAUGCAGUG
This is a messenger RNA of Ostertagia ostertagi, 462 nucleotides long. Lineage: Eukaryota; Metazoa; Nematoda; Chromadorea; Rhabditida; Trichostrongylidae. The record is from the annotation of a GenBank genome assembly.